Messenger RNA from Rasamsonia emersonii CBS 393.64, 1977 nucleotides. RefSeq lists its product as uncharacterized. The record is from RefSeq and is a predicted model, not a curated record. Bases 1 to 1977 code for a protein of 658 amino acids. NCBI's taxonomy places the organism in Eukaryota, Fungi, Ascomycota, Eurotiomycetes, Eurotiales, Trichocomaceae. The transcript has 3 exons.
AUGCCUCUCUCUAGGAGAGCCUUCGUUGCCGACGAGGAGCUUGGGAAGAAAGACGACGAUCGCCGACCUGUUCCUGGCCGGGUGAAAGCUCCAUCUCUUCCAACAUGGAGAUUCCCUCGACGGCGGCGAUUAUUGCUAAUCCUCAUUGGCGUCUACCUGCUGUAUCUUUUCUUCAAGCAUAUGCCAACCGACCUCCCACCCGCCAUAGAGCGAUAUGACCCUCGAUUCGCGACUGGACAGAGCGGCUGGUCCACCCAAUCUCCAGGGUCGGCUGGGCGCCCACCACCGAGAGACAAGGACGCAGUGAGUGAUGCGGAGAAAUACUAUUACAAUGGGCCGGUCAGAUACCCUCAUCUCGCGCAGUCUCUUUACCGUGCGCGACAGUCGUUGCGCCAUCCGGAAGAUAAUAGCGGGGUGCUCUUCGCGGCUUCCGACCUACAAAGCGUUGCAGACCUCAUACCUCUGGCCUGCGAGAUGGCUCGCCAACGGAUAAAUACGGUUCAUUUUGCAUUGAUGGGACGGGAUGAGGUGUCGAUCGAGGGUAUACAACGCGUGAAUGGCAUUAGCGACGAGAACUGUCCGCUGUAUUGGCAUGAUUAUGCGACGUGGUCUACGGAUAUCCGAAUGGAGGUUUCUGUUAUGGCAGGCUUGGACUACAUGAGAGCAUUUUUGAAUCCGAAGGUCGUCAUAGCCCAUGACGGGUCUCGGGACGACUCUUUUUUCUGGAAAGGUGUCAAGCAAAAGACAGAACAGAGAGGAAUGUCUCUCAUUGCCCUUUCCGUCAGAGCUAGAGAUCUUAUGUGGAUAUCUAACCUAGACAGCAAUUCUCUCAAAGCUUGGGAUAAAGUUCAUGUUGAAAUGCUCGUUCAUGCGCCAUCGGAGUCUUCUGGGUCUCUAAUUAGACUGCUGAAGUCUCUCGAGAAGGCUGACUACUUGGGUUCUACUCCCGCUUUGACCAUUGAAUUGCCGCCCCGUACAGAUCCACUUUUACUUGAUUUCCUUAAGAGUAUGCAUUGGCCAAGCCGGUCCUCAGAAAGCAUAAGGCUUCGUCGCCAUGUCCAACCUCAUCGCAUAACGCCAGAAGAAUCCUCUGUCCGAACAGUCGAAUCCUUCUACCCUAGGGAUCCAAGCAUGAACCACGUGCUCGUUCUCUCUCCGCAGACGGAGCUAUCCCCAUCCUUUUUCCAUUAUCUGAAAUAUACCAUUUUGAAGUACCGAUACUCGACCCAUGCCGUGAACGAAUCUUCUCAACUACUUGGCAUCUCCCUCGAGCUGCCAUCUUCGAAACCUACUGCUGAAAGCGGCCCAUUGAUCGUGCCUUCUUCAUCCUCUGAUAUACCCUUUUUCCGCUGGCAAAUGCCAAACAGUAAUGCAGCAUUGUAUUUUGGGGAUAAGUGGGCCGAAUUUUAUUCGUUUCUGUCAAAUCGUCUCAUGGCCCGCCGCUCUUCAGAUGACGUGUCGCGGACGAAAAUGAUUUCGAAGAAAUUCCCGGCGUUUAUGGAAAAUCUGCUGGAGUUGAUUCGAGCCCGAGGAUAUUAUAUGCUCUACCCGUCCUUUCCAGCCACGCAGGCCUUCUCUCUGGUAACGGUUCAUAAUGAUCUUUACCAGCCUCCAGAGGAGUUUAUCUUUCACGAUUCGCAAGACUCCGAACAAAACGACGCCGCUCUUAACGAUAUAGAGCAGAAACUUACCGAGGACACAGUCUUGGAACUUGGUUCCAUUGAGCGGCCUUUGUCUCAAGCGUCCACUCUGACCACUCUCCUGCAUAAGCUCCCGCAGCACCUUCCGGACCUGAGUUCUCUGCCGCUUUUGUCCUACAAUGGGGAGAAGCUAUCCAACCAGGAAGCUGAACGCGAAGCCCGGGAAUACGCAAGGACGUUCAGUGCAGAUAUCGGUGGAUGUCGAGAACUCCCUCCAAAAGGCGAGGGUGAAAAGGGUCUAUGGAGUGUCGAGGAUAUUUUUUGCUUGGGCGAUUGA